AUGAGCAAAAUCGUCGAGAAUCAACAGCAGGAAGCGAGCGAGAAUGGACAGUAUGAGCCUAAAGCCGACUCGGGCCUCUCCUAUUCUAUGAGGCGGCGAUUGGACGACAUUGUCGACCUCAGCCUUGCCAAUGUUCCACUCCUGGCCUGCUGUUUCAUCACCGGCCUGCUGGACACGACCAUGUUCCAAGCAUACGGCACCUUCGUCUCCAUGCAGACAGGCAACACAAUCUUCCUCGCCCUCGGCGCCUCCAACCAGAACAUCAAGCCCUACGACUGGGCCCGCUCGCUCGUCUCGAUAGGCUGCUUCGCCAUCGGCGCCGUCUUCUUCAGCCGCCUGCACAAGCACCUCGCGCCGCGGCCCACGCAGCGCGGCGUCCUCGCCCUGGGCUUCUUCAUCCAGGCGGCGUGCGUGUGCGCCUCGGCCGCGCUGGCCGAGGCAGGCGCCGUCAACCAGCGGCAGGUGGAAGGGGAGCACACCGACUGGCGCGAGAUCGCGCCCAUCGCCCUCCUGAGCUUCCAGGCCGCGGGCCAGAUCGUCGCCAGCCGCGUCCUGGGCGUGAACGAGAUCCCCACCGUCGUCAUCACCAGUCUCAUGUGCGACCUCAUGUCCGACCCGAGGCUCCUGGCGAGGCCUGUGUUUACGGGCAACCGCAAGAGGAACAACAGGGUCGGCGGGUUCGUGCUGACGCUGGUUGGGAGCAUCAUUGGGGGGUGGAUGCUGAAGGCCACCCGGCAGGUGCAGCCUGUCCUGUGGCUUGUCUUUGCGAUCAAGUUUGUCAUCAGCAUUGGGUGGGUCGUUUGGAAGGGACAGGACCCUAAGGGAGAGGAUGUUUGA
This is a messenger RNA of Diaporthe citri, 837 nucleotides long. RefSeq lists its product as uncharacterized. The transcript has 2 exons. The record is from RefSeq and is a predicted model, not a curated record. The coding region runs from base 1 to 837 and encodes 278 amino acids. NCBI's taxonomy places the organism in Eukaryota, Fungi, Ascomycota, Sordariomycetes, Diaporthales, Diaporthaceae.